Molecule: messenger RNA, 1158 nt
Organism: Naegleria gruberi
Lineage: Eukaryota; Heterolobosea; Eutetramitea; Acrasida; Naegleriidae
Exons: 1
Coding region: 1-1158 (385 amino acids)
Molecular function (GO): calcium ion binding
Source: RefSeq, a predicted model, not a curated record
AUGUUUCACUUUAAACUGCACUCUGCCAGCAAUCUUCCGAAAGCUGAUACCAUUGGUUCGAUCGAUGGCUACGCAUUAGUAAAGAUACCAAUUUCUGGUGGACUCUAUACCGAAUUCAAGACCUCUGUUGUGAAAAACAGUUAUGAUCCCAAGUGGAAAUUUACUUGUCCAAUAGUUCAUAAUCCUGACACUAGUAGAGAUGUAAUUGUUGUGAUUAUGGAUCAUGACAAGGUGGGCCAGAAUGAUUUUGUCUGCCACUGUAGAAUUUCCUUUGUAAAUUUGUUAACUCCGUGCAGAAAGAAUACAUGGAAGUUGGAGUGUGAAAAGGGUUUUUCUCCACAAAGAAAAGGUGAAGAUUGUCUCAUCAAAUUCUCUUCGUGUCUUUCACCAUCUUUUGAACAACUGGUUGAAAGUGUAAAAUCAAAGAAUGAGGAAACUAUUGUUGACUCUGCCAAGAAGCAAAUCUUGGUUAAAAUUCCAUCCACUGGUUAUUAUUUGAGAGCUAAAUACGGAAAGAAUUUAUCCCUAUCCAUCUAUGAUACAAUGCAAGAGAGAGCAGGAUUGGCCGAAUUUGUCAUUCCUGAACACAACUCUAUUGUGAAGAAUCAUUUCAGUUCAUUGCCUGAUACUUUGAAUGGAUUGAAGGUUUACAGACAAAUCAAAUUGAAGAAACAAUUAAUUCCUUCAGAUAUCUCAAAUAUUCAAAUUGGAAUCUCUCAACUUUCAACAGUGUUGGAAACAAAGGAAGGUGAUGUCACAAGGAAUCAUGGAUGGACUGGAUCAUUCAGUUAUCAAGAAGCCAAGAAGGUCCUCAAAAACGUCAUUUGUGAUGAUGGUCCUCAAACCAUCUACAUGAUUGAGGAUUACUUCUUUAUCAAAUGUGAUUGGGAUAGCUCAAAUGGUGAUGAAGUAAUUGGUCUAUUAGAUCCAUUCAAAUCUCAAGGUUAUCAUUUGGAAAACAAGUACAGCAGUAAGCGUGAAUUCUAUGUAAAAACAUUUGCAAAACCAAAGAAUGUACUCGGAACAGGAAAGACCUACUCCCUCACAUCAGAAGUUAAGGAUUUGGAGUAUCCUUAUUCCUUGUCCGAUAUUACCAUCACUCUCUCCAAAAAACAAGAUACUCAAUGCUAUCCUCUUUCCAAAUUUUUAUCUCAUUAA